CGAAGGGAACCGAAGGGAACCAUGGAUUAGGAACCACGGAUCUUUCGGAGCACGGCCGGAGAUGCGGUGCCAGGAUGAGUUGCGGACCUUUCUGCAAUGUCUCAUGAUGCCGCCAUCACCGGCGUCGAAACCGGUGCCUUCCAAAACGUGCAAGAGGGAAGCUCCCCGAGCACAUCUAAGGUUGGAUCUUCCAUUCGACCACGCCUUGGAGACGCUCACGGCACGUGUCGUUCAGGCAGAGAUGCCGGUGAAAGCACCGGUCUCCGGUCAAGCUGAAGGCCCAAAGUUGAGGCGACCUUCAAGUUCGAAUCGAGGUGGACAUCGACAGAAGCGGGCGCGCAGUGCUGUUGGCCGAAAGGUCUUCAACAAUCCCUUCGCUCAGUGGACUCGUGUACCACCGGAAUCGGUGGGAGUGAUAUACCGCAGAAGUGCCUCUCCGGAUGGCUCCAGUCGAGGUCCUUCUCCAAAGCGGGAAGCAUGGGGAAGCGAAGGCAAAGAAACAUCGGAGUCGAAGCCAGGUGACACUGAUAUCAACGCAGAUGAAGUUGACGUCCUACGUCCCAGACUUUAUCCAAAAGCAUCAAAGCGAGGCAGCAGCAAGCCGUACAUCAACCAAGCCCGAAGUUCAAGCAGAAGCAGGCAGAAAAACUUCGCACAAAGCUUUGCGAGACGAGGAAGUGAUAACAGCUCUGUUUCUGGUCUUUCUGCAGGAUUUUCCCGAAGGACCAGCGAAAACGCUCCAAACGCUCCGCUCGAACGGAAGAGAUCCAAAGGGAGCCAGGUCAACCAAGCAAUCGCAGGUCUGUUUGGCGUGCCAGAGAUGCCAGAGGUCAAAGUCGAGGAGGAGAACAGAUCAAAGGACUUCACUGAGCAAGCGCUCAGCACGAAGCUCAGCUUGCCCUUGGAGGUGGCCAAGCAGGCUGCUGAAUGCUUCAGAAACCAUGCACAAUGUGAGCCCAGCGACCGGCCGGACCUCUGGCGAUUGAGACGAUCUGACUUUGAAAAUGUCCUGUGCGAACUUUGUUCCGUCGGUCAAGUUGGAGAACUUCCGAUUUACUUCGUGAGUCAGGUCUUCCGCCUGGCAGAUAUGACUCGAAGUGGAGAUUUGGACUUGGAGGAAUUUAUAUCCUGGUAUGCCACGUUCUCUUUUUCGGAGGAACUCCUUCUAGGAAAAUCCACCAAGUCCGUUCGCGACGUUGCUCGGAGAAUGGGUAUCAACUUACUCGACAUCGAGCGCUACAAGAAGGUUUUUGACAGCUACGAUACCAACAAGAGCGGUGUACUUGAGAUUGGUGAGUUUCGGCAGCUGCUGAACCGGCUGUUGAAGGUACCUGCAGGACAUCACCUUCCGAAUUCGCAAGUGAAGAGCUUUUGGACCAUGGCAGACCGAAAUGGCAACGGUGUGAUUGAUUUUCCAGAGUUCUGCAAGUUCUACUUGAGAAAUUUGGUGAAGAAUGGAGAGGAUUACCAACUGAGCGAUAUGUACAGAGGCAUUCGCAACGUUUCCGUCGGGCCGUCGGGUCGCCCCAUCGCCAGCUGACCAGCGGGAUUUACCUGGAUGUACCUGGCAAUAUCUGGCAUCACUUGGCAAUCCAUAUUGCCCA
Messenger RNA from Cladocopium goreaui, 1604 nucleotides. The record is from the annotation of a GenBank genome assembly. Lineage: Eukaryota; Dinophyceae; Suessiales; Symbiodiniaceae.